GGUAAGCCUGAAGCCGCGUUACCUGAAGUGUUGUCAUUGUUGUCAACUUGUUGAUUAUUGUAAAGAGUUUUACAGUGAUAAUACAAAAUUAGGUUUUGAAAAAUGGUUGAUUUGGACUACAGUAAAGAACUGACAGAAGAUGAGGCUGCUUUGUACGACAGGCAGAUUCGUUUGUGGGGUCUCGAGUCGCAAAAACGUCUCAGGGCUGCAAGUGUUCUGCUGGCAGGAUUAAAUGGAUAUCAUGCAGAGGUGGCCAAGAACAUUAUUCUUGCUGGAGUUAAGUCAGUCACGUUUCUGGACCAUCGUUCAGUUACAGAUUUAGAUGCCUGUAACCAGUUCUUUAUCCCAAGCACUGAAGUUGGAAAAAACAGGGCAGAAGCAUCAGUGCAAAGGGCAGAGAGUUUGAAUUCUAUGGUGAAUGUCAUUGCUGAUCCAGCUAACAUUGAUGACAAGUCAGAAGAGUAUUUCAAGGAUUUUGAUGUUGUUUGUGUCUCUGAAUGUACUGCUGAUCAAAUGAAGAGAGUCAAUACUAUCUGCCGUAAAUACAACAAAAAGUUCUUUGCUGGAGAUGUUUUUGGAACUUUUGGCUAUACAUUUGCAGAUUUGGUAAACCAUGAGUUUGCUGAGGAUGUAGUCCAAAAUAAAAAAAUUAAAGUGCUGGAUGGUGUUGAUGCAGGAAAAGAAAAGUUUGAAAAAAUUACAGUUACUAUCAAAAGUUUUGAAAAAUUUGUUCCUUUUGAAAAAAUACUGGAUGUUAAAAAAUUGCCAAAAGAUACUGAAAUAUAUUAUUUAAUGCUAAUUUUGUUAAACUUCCGUGAAAAACAUCAGAGAGAUCCAUUGCCAAGUGAUAGGAGUUUAAAUGCUUUGAGGGAUGAAGCCAAAAAAGUGAUUGAAAAGUAUAGUCUUGGUGAGAAGUUGGAUCAUCUGUUGAAUGGAGAUCUAUAUGCACAAAUCAGCCCUGUGUGUGCUAUUGUGGGAGGUGUAAUGGGCCAAGAGAUUAUUAAAACAGUUUCUCAGAAGGAACGACCUCAUAACAAUUUAUUCGUUUUCAAUCCAGAUACAUUGUGUGGACAGGUUCUUCGACUUUCAUAAACUUGCAAUAUGUUUAAUGUUAUGAUAGAAUAAAUAUCUAUAUUAAGUAUAAUCAUUCCUUAUGAAACAACUGUUCAUAGAAUCUUGCAUUCUAUUUCAGAGAA
This is a messenger RNA of Copidosoma floridanum, 1196 nucleotides long. RefSeq names its product SUMO1 activating enzyme subunit 1 (gene Aos1). Gene Ontology annotation, molecular function: SUMO activating enzyme activity. The record is from RefSeq and is a predicted model, not a curated record. Gene Ontology annotation, cellular component: SUMO activating enzyme complex; cytoplasm. Gene Ontology annotation, biological process: protein sumoylation. Lineage: Eukaryota; Metazoa; Arthropoda; Insecta; Hymenoptera; Encyrtidae.